This is a messenger RNA of Marchantia polymorpha subsp. ruderalis, 2621 nucleotides long. The record is from the annotation of a GenBank genome assembly. Lineage: Eukaryota; Viridiplantae; Streptophyta; Marchantiopsida; Marchantiales; Marchantiaceae.
CUCGCCAGAACGAGGUUUCCAAGAUUGAUCGCAGCGCACUUGGUCCUUACAUAAGAAUUGAUGGAUGAAUUGAUGGCCGAGUGUGGGGUCGAGAGGGCGAUCAAGCCCAAUAUAGGAUUACAGAGCUCGAAGAGGCCUCGCCUUCUACAGCUUGCGUCUCCAAAAGCUUAGACUCAGCGCGGAAGAUCAAUUCCCACCAACACGACUCAAACCUCGCUCGUGCCGACAAGAACCAAAAGAGCCCCAACGAAAAUCCCGGUCGAAUCGAAGUAAUUCCUCACGAUGACGAGACCAUGCAGAUCAAGAGGCACACCAAGACCAAUGAAAGAUCAAAACAUAAGCUUAAACGCUCCGCGCUGAGACGAGAUCAGCCACAUGCAGAGAAUGUGACUCGAAUCAACACAACCGCCGGGUUCCCAACUUCCUGUGAGCCGGAAGAGACUAAUCAGAGAGGCGUAUCAAGAUCCCAAUUGACCCUGCUCUCGGGUCAGAAGACACCGAUCUCCGGCUGUGUCACAACCACAUCCCCAAUCAGUAGAUCGACAACACUCCGGGAGUGGCACCGCAACCCGCGGUGAGAAGCCCGAAGUCCGUCGCCAGGCUUCCGAUUCGCUUCCUUUGCACCAGACGAGACGUGGGGGAGAAGAAAGGAAGCAACGGGCGGGCGGAAGGGCGGGCGUCUGGGGGGUGGGGGUGGGGGGCGAACGAGGGCGAGACAAGGCUUGGCUCCUGGCUUGGCUGUCUAGACAUAAGCCCGCGCCCCUACAACAACGCCGUCCUGCGAGAGGAGAGCCAUGCGAUGUCGAGGUCGGCCUCCUGCUGCUGCCUCGACUCUUCCUCCUGCUGCUGCUGCUGCUGCUCCCUCUGCUCCCGCUGCUGCUGCUCCUCCUCCUCGGCUGUCGUCCGUCCCGCACAACUCCAACAACACUAGACUCGGCACAAGAAAAGAUAGCAAGUCCGAUCUACUCGCCUGCACCUCUGCUUCCCGCACCGAUAAUAUGCAUCCACGAUAUUCACUCCCGCUUCUCAUGCCGUCACAGAAAGGCCACCUCCUCCUCUUCAAUCCCUCCUCCACCUCCUCUUCAUCAUCCCCUCUGUCCCGAUAAUGAUUCAUUAAACGCCAAGCCCCCCGCCCUCACCCUCACCCCCCACCCUCCCCCUGCCCCUCUCCCUCUCCCUUUCCCUGCCCCCUAUCCCCACCCUGCCCCGUCCUCCUCCUCCUCCUGCUGCCGAUCAAUUUGGCUCUGGCUCUGGCUAUGGCUCUCGCCCUUCCUCCUCCUCCUUCAUUCUUCUCGCCUUCCCUUCACUCCUCCUCUUCCUCUUCCCUUUACCCUCUUCUCUCUUGCUGCCCUCCCUCCAUCGCUCCCUCGCUCCCUCGCUCCCGCAACCGACCAACCAAUCGCGGCCCACUACAUGCUCCCUUUUGCCGUCCUUCGAUUGCCCCCACGCUGCCUCUCUUCUCGCUUCCUUGUCGCUUCUUGCUGCGGGCCUGGGGGCCUGCCUGCCUUCACGCUCGCCUGCUUUCUCGAUUUGGCUAUGGCGGAGCAGGCGGGGGCGCGGUGGGGUUGAUUUUUAUUUUUAUUUUUAUUUUUAUUCGUGGCUCUCUGAUUCUUUUUGCUUCUUUUUGCUCCGUCUUCUGGCGGGGGUUGCGAUUUCGCUGAUGGCGCUCGCGAGCGCCGAGACUUGGAUUCGCGGCUUGUCCUUGGCCUUUCGGAAAACCCUGCGCCGAAGGAAGAAGGACCACUCGAGGAGGGAGGGGAGGCCCAUGCCUGCGAACCCUAGAGUCCGGCCUACAACGGGGCACGGAGCUCGCGGAGGUUGGGCACCGAAGCAGGCGAGGGCACGAUGGACGGGGCAGGCCACGUGUGCAGGCACCGCGAGCGAGGUCGGGUGAUCGUCGGGUUAGAUCUCAGCGCUGACACGUCAGGCGGAGAUAACCUUCUGGGACCCCCGGUGCAUUAAACGCUCGGAGAUGCCAGAAGGGCAAAGGCCGUCCGAUGGACCUUGCGGGCCGCGCGAUCCUGCUACGUGGCACGUCGGUGCUGGGCACUCCACGCGUGCCGUCGCCUGCGCCACAGGAUCCCGGUGGCGAUCCCUCGAUUUUUCAUUCCAGGCCAGCUUAUAUCCAGACGCUUCUGUGCCCGUCGGUUAUUCCGGACCGGCUGGACAACAGCACGGCGGACCAGUCAAAGCGGCGAGCCCACUUCUUCGCUGCCAGUGACCCCAAUCUGGUCAAAAUUCCAUCUAAUCGCCCUGUACCGAAUCCAUUACUGCUCCGAGUCAAUCCCCCGUUCUUCCAGUCACCGAACAUUAUUUUCCCGCAGCAUAAUUCCCUAUUUGCUUUUCCUUUCUUUUCCUUUAUUUUCUUCGGCCCGACGGCACCCGGUCGUCAGGUGCUUUAUUCCCGGGGAUAUUCUUAUUUUAAUGCGCACAUAGUGGCGUGACCGGGUUUCGCCGUCUAGGGCAGAGCGCCUCUCCCCUUCCCGUCUCGAGGGAAGGUUGCCCUCCGGAACCAUCCUCUGCAUUCGAGGGGUUUGGGAGGGGCUUUGCUAAAGGGAAUAAAACCGUCUAGAAUGAAAAUGAGAAAUAAUGAUGAUGACAUUAUCCAGACGUUCGACAUG